This is a messenger RNA of Phyllostomus discolor (pale spear-nosed bat), 1681 nucleotides long. It is a transcript of the gene PDSS2, whose product is annotated as decaprenyl diphosphate synthase subunit 2. The coding region runs from base 370 to 1572 and encodes 400 amino acids. Lineage: Eukaryota; Metazoa; Chordata; Mammalia; Chiroptera; Phyllostomidae. Gene Ontology annotation, biological process: ubiquinone biosynthetic process; isoprenoid biosynthetic process. The transcript has 8 exons. Gene Ontology annotation, cellular component: transferase complex; mitochondrion. The record is from RefSeq and is a predicted model, not a curated record. Gene Ontology annotation, molecular function: prenyltransferase activity.
CCCCUCGGGGCUUUCACGGCUUUACCGUAAAGUAGAGAACAGUCUUGGCUGCAGAACUGCCCGCCUUGGUCUUUACGGCAGGCCGCAUUCACAGCCUCUAAGUAUGGCGCUCCCCAUUUAGGUGUCGGUCGUGGUUUUUAGCCCGCUGGCCGGUGGCAGUGCUGAGCUAAGGAAGUAAUCUAUUUAGACGGGGCUGCAGAACACUGCAGUUAAAGUUCGUUUCUGAUCACAGCUCCAGCAACCCACGAGCUUCUGAGGGUCAGAAGCUGCCACUUACUUCUAGUCCCUGAAAGUUCCUCCUCUGCCCCUGGUUUGUUUCCCCCCGCUACGUCCGGAUACUGAAGCCCCUGACAUUCCCAGACUCAAACUAUGAGCCUUCCGCAACUGCUGUUGCGCUCGCCCCGUUAUCUACGGACCUCAGGUACCCCGUGUCACCUGUGGUGGUCCCAGUCCCUCGGCACCAUCUCUUCGGUGGGCUCCUGGCGUGGUCAGUCCUCCAAGUCCCCGGCCUACUGGAACCAAGUGGUGUCAGAAGCGGAGAAGAUCGUGGGCUAUCCCACGUCCUUCAUGAGCCUCCGCUGCCUGCUGAGCGACGAACUCAGCAAUAUCGCUCUGCAGGUGCGGAAGCUGGUGGGAACUCAGCACCCUCUGCUUACCACAGUCAGAGGGCUUGUACAAGACAGCCGGAAUAACCUCCAGUUGAGGGGCUUGGUGGUGCUCCUGAUUUCUAAAGCAGCUGGGCCCAGCAGCGUGAACGCUCCAUGUCAGAAUUAUGACAUGGUCAGUGGGAUCUAUUCAUGUCAAAGAAGUUUGGCAGAGAUCACAGAACUUAUCCAUACCGCUCUCCUUGUACAUCGUGGGAUAGUAAAUUUAAGUGAAUUGCAGUCUUCUGAUGGGCCACUGAAAGACAUGCACUUUGGAAAUAAAAUAGCUAUCUUGAGUGGAGACUUUCUUCUAGCAAAUGCCUGCAACGGACUAGCUCUGCUACAGAACACCAAGGUUGUGGAACUUUUAGCAAGUGCCCUUAGGGACUUGGUACGAGGAGUAUACCAUGAAAAUUUUACUUCAGCAAAGGAAGACUACAUCACAAAUGACAUUGGAAUAUCGACCUGGAAGGAGCAGACGUUUCUCUCCCAUGGUGCCUUAUUAGCAAAGAGCUGCCAGGCGGCAAUGGAGUUGGCGAAGCAUGAUGCUGAGGUUCAGGACAUGGCAUUUCAGUAUGGGAAGCACAUGGCCAUGAGUCAUAAGAUAAAUUCUGAUCUCCAGCCUUUUAUUAAAGAAAAGACCAGUGACUCCACAACUUUUAACCUGAACUCAGCUCCUGUAGUCUUACAUCAGGAGUUUCUUGGAAGAGAUUUGUGGAUUAAGCAGAUUGGAGAGGCUCGAGAGAAAGGGAGGUUAAACUAUGCUAAGUUGCGAGAAACAAUCAAAGCUGGCAAAGGUGUGACUUCAGCUAUUGACCUGUGUCGUUACCAUGGAAACAAGGCACUGAAGGCCCUGGAGAGCUUUCCUCCCUCGGAGGCCAGAUCGGCUUUAGAAAACAUUGUGUUUGCUGUGACCAGAUUUUCAUGACACCAAAUUAAAAAGGCACUAUUGUUCGUUAGCUGGAAAAAACUGAGGAAUGAGGUGAUCUGGAGAGCUUUUAUAAUGAGAUAUAUAAAUUUGUUAAUGACUUUAAAAA